AUGGAAGGUCGAGGAGGCGGAAAGAAGGGCGGAAAGGCGAAGCGCGGGGUUGCGAAAGAGAAGGAUGACGGAUCGUCCUACCCGGCACAGGCCCUCAUCAAGAAGGCCGAGGAGCUCGUCGAAGAAUACAAUUACGAAUUGGCACAGAGAUUUUACGAGAAGGCCCUCUCGCAGGAGCCGAGCAACACACAAGCGUUGGGAGGAUACGCUGAGGUCCUGAUGCAGCUCGGGGAGGCCGACGAGGCCUACCGGGCGCUCAUGCGCUGCAUAGAACUGUCGCCCGAGGGCGACGGCACGCCCUACCUCAACCUCGCGCAGAUCUCCGAGGGUCUCGAGGCCUUGGGCUACUACAACAAGGGCAUCGAGCUGCUGGUCAAGAAGCGUGCUGCCCUCUUUGUCGAGGAGGGAGAGACGUCAGAGAAGGUGCUCGAGCUCAACGUUCAGAUCGCAAGCGCCUUCUGCGCUGCGGCUGAGAUCUACCUUACAGACGCUUGCUUCGAGGAGAAUGCAGAGAGCGAGUGCGAGCGAUUCGUGAGUGAGGCGCUCAAGUACGAUCCGGAGAACCCCGAGGUGCAUCAGACCAUGGCCAGCCUCCGGAUAAGCCAGAACCGAAAGGACGACGCCCUGCGGUCCCUCACCCACGGCCACCAGCUCUGGGCGCACAUUGAGGAGGAUGAGGCCAAACCCGAGUACGAGUUCCGAACGAACACGGCCAAGCUCUUCCUCGAGCUGGGCCAGCACGAGACGGCGCGGCAAAUCCUGGAGGUGCUGGUCGAGGAGCACGACGCCAUCGCCGAGGUGUGGUACCUGCUGCACCUGGCCCUGGUGCCGACCGACGUCGAGCUGGCCGUCGAGGCGAUCACGCAGGCCAAGGAGCUCAUCGACGAGGAGCUGGAGAACGCCGACCACCCGGAGCUGAACGAGCUGCAGGAGCGAAUCAACACGGCACUGGCCGGGCUCCCGCAACUCCCUGAAGAGGAAGAGGGCGACGCCGUUGAAGAGGAUGAGGAAGACGGUGAGGAUGGUGAGGACGACGAUGACGACGACAAUGGUGGAGGCGACAUGACGGAAGGCUAUUGA
Molecule: messenger RNA, 1080 nt
Organism: Acanthamoeba castellanii str. Neff
Lineage: Eukaryota; Discosea; Longamoebia; Acanthamoebidae
Product: tetratricopeptide repeat domain containing protein
Exons: 5
Coding region: 1-1080 (359 amino acids)
Molecular function (GO): protein binding
Source: RefSeq, a predicted model, not a curated record